This is a messenger RNA of Penicillium canescens, 1944 nucleotides long. Its product is annotated as transmembrane 9 family protein. The transcript has 4 exons. The record is from RefSeq and is a predicted model, not a curated record. Lineage: Eukaryota; Fungi; Ascomycota; Eurotiomycetes; Eurotiales; Aspergillaceae. Gene Ontology annotation, biological process: protein localization to membrane; vacuolar transport. Gene Ontology annotation, cellular component: fungal-type vacuole membrane; endosome. The coding region runs from base 1 to 1944 and encodes 647 amino acids.
AUGCGGUUCACCGAUCGGGCCUCGCUCCUCUCGUCGGUUCUCCUUGCAAUUCCUUCUUUCACAUCAGCCUUUUACCUCCCUGGUGUCGCCCCAACGUCCUACGAUGAAGGUCAAUCAGUUCCGCUCUACGUCAACCACUUGACACCCGGUCUCUCGCGCGACGACCAGCUCCAUUCCGUUUUCUCCUACGACUACUACCACCCAGCAUUUCAAUUCUGUCGUCCGGCAGAUGGCCCCAAGGAUGUAAGGGAAUCAUUGGGGAGCAUUCUGUUUGGUGACCGGAUUCGCACCUCCCCAUUCGAGCUUCACAUGGCAAAGAACGAGACCUGCAAAUCCAUCUGUGCAGAGGCCAAAUUCGACGCCCGCAGCGCUAAAUUUACCAAUCGACGAAUUUCCCAAGGUUACAACAUCAACUGGCUUGUGGAUGGACUGCCGGCUGCGCAGUGGAAUUACGACGGUGUUACCAAGACCAAGUUCUACAACCCUGGUUUCUCCCUUGGUGAUCUCGACGACAAUGGACAAGCUCUGCUUAACAAUCAUUAUGACAUCGUGAUUGACUACCACAAGGUGGGCUUUGGUGGGAAGGAUAAAUAUCGCGUUGUUGGAGUGCUUGUCCAGCCUGAAUCUCGCAAGAACUCUCGGAACUUGGACGACGGAACCGCUGAGUGCGGAACUCAGGGUGACGUUCUCGCGCUGAGUGAGGAUGGCGAGACAACUGUUACCUGGACAUACAGUGUUUACUGGAAGGAAUCUCCAACUGCUUGGGCUACCCGGUGGGAUAAAUACCUCCAUGUCUAUGACCCCAAGAUCCAUUGGUUCUCUCUCAUCAACUCGGCCGUCUUUGUGGUGUUCCUUGUGGGCAUGGUCAGCAUGAUUCUUAUCCGCACACUCAAGAAGGACAUCGCUCGUUACAAUCGGCUGGAUUCGUUCAACCUUGAGGAUUUGGAUGGUACCUCGGCUGCGAUCGAGGACGGCGUCCAGGAGGAUUCCGGCUGGAAGUUGGUCCAUGGCGACGUCUUCCGGUGCCCCAAGUCUCCGCUACUCCUCAGUGUGAUGCUGGGUAACGGCGCUCAAUUGUUUAUGAUGACUGGUGUCACUGUCGCAUUCGCCCUACUUGGCCUCCUUUCUCCCUCCAACCGUGGUUUCCUGGCCACCGCUAUCCUCCUCAUUUCCGCCCUCUUCGGUUGCAUUGGCGGCUACGUGUCGGCACGAGCAUACAAGUCGUUUGGCGGCGAAGCAUGGAGGCGCAACAUUAUCAUGACGCCUCUCUUCACGCCAGGAAUUAUCUUCGGUAGUUUCUUCAUUCUCAAUCUGUUCGUCUGGGCCAAGGGCUCCAGCGGUGCUGUGCCAUUCGGAACCAUGCUUGCGCUCGUCAUGAUCUGGUUCGUAAUCAGCGUGCCAUUGAGUGUGGCAGGCAGCUGGCUAGGAUUCAAGCAAUCGCCCAUCGAAGGCCCGACAAAGACAAACCAGAUCCCCCGUCAGGUCCCGCCAAUGGCUGGCAGCCUGCGCACGAUUCCAUCGAUUCUGCUGACCGGAAUCCUGCCCUUCGGUGCGAUCUUUGUCGAGCUAUACUUUAUCAUGACCUCCCUCUGGACUAACAAGAUCUACUACAUGUUUGGAUUCUUGUUCCUCUGUUACGGUCUAAUGAUCAUCACCUCAGCGGCCACGACCGUUCUGCUGGUAUACUUCCUGCUAUGCGCAGAGAACUACCGGUGGCACUGGCGUGCCUUCGCGGGCGCUGGUAUGACCGGAGGCUACGUCUUCGUGAAUGCGCUCAUUUUCUGGGCCACGCGGGUGAGCUUUGGUGGAUUGACUGGGGCAGUGCUCUAUGUGGGUUAUUCGGCGCUGAUCGCCUUCGUCGUGUUCAUCUUGACUGGUUCCAUCGGAUUCUUCGCCAGUUGGGCAUUUAUUCAUCGCAUCUAUGGCUCCAUCAAGGUGGAUUAA